Sporisorium graminicola is the source of this 765-nucleotide messenger RNA. RefSeq lists its product as uncharacterized. Lineage: Eukaryota; Fungi; Basidiomycota; Ustilaginomycetes; Ustilaginales; Ustilaginaceae. The transcript has 3 exons. Gene Ontology annotation, molecular function: translation initiation factor activity. The record is from RefSeq and is a predicted model, not a curated record. Bases 1 to 765 code for a protein of 254 amino acids. Gene Ontology annotation, cellular component: eukaryotic translation initiation factor 3 complex; cytoplasm.
AUGAGCGACUGGGAAAACGACGACGAGCCGCAACAGCCCGUUGCUCCUCCCAAGCUCUCGGCCGCUGGACGCAAGAAGUUUGACGACGAGGACGUAGAGGAAGAGGUCAAGGACGACUGGGAGGAGGAAGACUCGGAAACGGAAGCGCCCAAAGCACCCGUCGCGCUGCCUCCACGCAAGAAGAAGAGCGUUAAGCAGAAGAUUGCCGAAAAGGAGGAGGAAGAGCGUCUGCGUCGCGAGCAGGGGCUCGACUCGGACGACGCCUCGGCCUCGGCCGCCGAGGAGUGGGACGCCGACCCGAUAGCCAAGCGUCGCAUGGAGCGCGAAGCACAGCUGAGAUCAGACGUCGACAACGCCGCCAACCUGCUCGGCACCGCCAAGCUGUCCGACGAUGCCGUCUCGUCACUCCAAGCCGCCAACCCUUCCUCGAAAGAAGACUGGGAAGCGUUCUCGGAUUCGCUCUUUACCGAACUCAUCAAGAAGCACUCAUCCAAGCCCGGAUUCGAGAAGCACUUUGCUCCGCACUUGUUCAAGAACAUCGCUUCGACGCUCAGGGACGUCGACAUCCGCAAGUCGUCGACCAUGCUCAAGACGUACGCCGAGGAGAAGGCCAGGGCGGAAAAGGAGGCCAAGAAGUCCGGUGGACAGAAGGCCAAAGUUGCAGCAGCCAAGCCCAAGGCCGUGGGGACGAGUAGUGCUAAGAAUGUGAUUGACACGCGUGCGUACGGUGACGAGGCGCUCGACGACGAUCUUGACUUUAUGUAG